AUGAAUUCCAUCGGCAUCGGCCUAAAGUUGAAGAAAUUUAUAGCUCGUGCAGAUCCGCUAGUAGUUUUAGAAGGUGGGCUAAUUCAAGAGCUGGCAAGGUCUAUAUCCUUAAAUAGAACUAUAGCCUUUCUUGAUCAUGCAGCAAUAGCUUUGCGCGAUUGCAUUGAUUACUAUUGUAUACUGUAUCCAGUUGAGAAUUAUGAGAUAAAGAAGAAUACUAUCUUGGAUAUUCUAAACUCAACCUUUGAUGCUCUAUAUGAAAUGUCCCAAACAUUUCCGGAUGAAGCAAUAUUAGAACUAGAAGAUACAGCUGUUGAGACUGAGAUACAAGAAACCCUAUACGGCCUCUUUCAACUCAUUGGCGACGAUUAUCUAUCGAAGAUUAUUGGAAUCUUAAGUAUAAGACCUUACGUUAUGGAGGUGUUGGACCUUUUACUUUCCGUAGAUGAUCGUUGUUUACCAAUAAAAGUAUUAAGAGCUGUAAUCGAAGAAAUUCGUAGUCGACCCAAGCUAAUUAAGGUUUUGAAAAAUAAUUAUAUAUUAAGUGUAUUUAUAUUUACGUAUCUCAUCUAUUUUUAUUAUUUAUUUACCAUGGCUUGA
This is a messenger RNA of Trichoplax adhaerens, 600 nucleotides long. RefSeq lists its product as uncharacterized. The transcript is spliced from 8 exons. Lineage: Eukaryota; Metazoa; Placozoa; Uniplacotomia; Trichoplacea; Trichoplacidae. The coding region runs from base 1 to 600 and encodes 199 amino acids. The record is from RefSeq and is a predicted model, not a curated record.